This is a messenger RNA of Lolium perenne, 921 nucleotides long. Its product is annotated as probable phospholipase A2 homolog 2. Gene Ontology annotation, molecular function: A2-type glycerophospholipase activity. The record is from RefSeq and is a predicted model, not a curated record. Lineage: Eukaryota; Viridiplantae; Streptophyta; Magnoliopsida; Poales; Poaceae. Gene Ontology annotation, biological process: phospholipid metabolic process; arachidonate secretion.
AUGUUCUAACUCCCCAAACUCUCCUUCGUCAUCAGUUACAUGCAGCCAAGCACUGCUCACUUCACUUGUGCUAGUUGCUGCAUCACACCACCACUUCCAGAAUCCAGACAUCAAGCUCCAAAGCUUAUAUAAGUAACUUACCCGUUGCCUUGCGAAAAUAGAUCACCUAGUCUGCACCUGGUCUCCCAAAAACUUCUCUCCCUUUUCCAAGGCUUCCGCACCCGGACAAUAUACCACCAGCACAAUGAGACCCUUCUUCAGCUUCUCUCCUUGGUGUUCCUUGCUGCUUCUCCUCUUGCUGGCGACGGCUUCGCAGGGGCUGAACGUCGGUGACCUUCUCGGCCAAGGGAAAGCACCGGCGGGCGACAAGGAUUGUAGCCGGAUGUGCGAAUCCAUGUUCUGCACGGUUGCUCCUGUCCUGAGGUACGGAAAAUACUGCGGAAUCCUCUACAGCGGCUGCCCCGGCGAGAAACCCUGCGAUGCCCUGGACGCCUGCUGCAUGACCCACGACCACUGCGUCGCCGACCACAACAAUGACUACCUGAACACCAUGUGCAACGAGAACCUGCUCAACUGCCUCGACAGGGUGAACCCGGCGGGGCCGACGUUCCCGGGGAAUAAGUGCGGCGUCGGCGAGGUGGCCUUCGUCAUAAAGGGGGUCAUCGAGACGGCCGUGCUCGCAGGGAAGAUCCUCCACAAGAAAGACAUCGGGCAGUAGCUAGUCAGCUAGCAGCCCAUUUGGAAGGCAGCCGACGGACGUAAGUACGCUGGCUGCACAAAUGAUGUGGCAGGCGCGGCGUGCCGGUGCGGCAACGCGAUAGUAUUAGUGUCCUUGGGACCUGUACUGUACGGUAUAUUCUUUUUAGAUAAAGGAAAUGUAUUAAUAUCAAAAGAUAUCAAUUACACCUAGCCUUGCAACAA